This is a messenger RNA of Canis lupus familiaris (dog), 4879 nucleotides long. RefSeq names its product retrotransposon Gag like 1 (gene RTL1). The record is from RefSeq and is a predicted model, not a curated record. Bases 420 to 4463 code for a protein of 1347 amino acids. The transcript is spliced from 3 exons. NCBI's taxonomy places the organism in Eukaryota, Metazoa, Chordata, Mammalia, Carnivora, Canidae.
AGCAGAGAGAGGCAGGCCGGUACUUGGCCGGGAGGCUGCAGCACGGCUCCCUGCCCGGGCUGGCAGCCCGCACGUCUAGGCCUUUGAGAAGCUCCUACAGAGCUAAGUCCCGAGCGGGGCUGGCUGCGGAGGAGGCAGGCUGGGGUCAGAGCAAGGAUGCGCAGACUUUCCCAUGUACCUUGCCCUGAGCUGCAUGGCAAAGGCACGGAGAUGGCUGGUGGAGCGCUUCUGUCACAAUGAGGCAGUGAGGGAGAGGAGCAGAGAAUGGGGAGAGAAGCGAGAUUCCAGUUGACAACGGGACAGGAGCAGAGCCACUGAUCGCUUGCAUCAAAGGUUCUGAUCUCUGCCGUCCCAGUCGCUGACCAGACGCGUCACAACCUUACCGGUCUUCAGAGAACAACUCCUUUCCAUCCGACGAAAUGAUAGAACCCUCUGAAGACUCAUUUGAGACGAUGAUGGAGCGUAAGAAUCCAUCAUCAAAACAAAUGGAGUCCUCCGAGGGCUCAUCCAACACCACCGUGGAGACAUCAGGCAGCGGCGCGCAGGAGGCGGCGGGGCCCGCCAGUGGCCCAGCCCAGGGAAUGAAAGAGCUGCCCAUUGAUCUCCGCCAAGACAUGGAGGAGCCAUCCAGUGGCCCACAUAGGGAAAUUAAGGAUCCACCCAAUGACCUACUCCAAGACCUGGAGGAGUCACGCAAUGGUUCACAUCAGGAAGUGGGGGAUCCAUCCGGUGAGGCACCUGGCACAACGGAAGAAGCAUCAGUCAACCCAAGGGGAGCCCGAAACAAACACGGCAGCGACACUGACCUGGCCAGCGGGAGGGAGGAGGAGGAGCAGCUGGAAGAGGAGCCCGAGACUUCGGAGUUCAUGGCCACGGUGAGAUCCAUCAUCUCUCUGUACUUCCGCAUGCAAGACCUCAGAGAGCAACAAAGAGUAGCAGAAGAGAUCUUGAUGGAAGCGAUCAACGCAGGCCGACUGCCCGUCCCGGUAAACUUCUCCGGCGACCGCAGAGAAUACCACGAGUUCAUCGUGCUCUGCCAACUGAUCCUACAAAGCUACCCGAGCAUGUUCUACAACGACCGCCUGCGAGUGGGGUACAUCAUGUGCCACCUCUCGGGCAUGGCCUUAGAAUGGGCCAGGGCUCUGAUGAAUGAAAACAGCUCCCUGAUGAGCGACUUCCCCGCCUUCCUGGAGGCCAUGUCAGGUAUGUUCGAGUACCGCCAGGCGCAGCGUGUGGCCGAAGAUGCCAUGUUCAACAUCAGGCAGGGGAGUCGCACCGCCAUCGAAUACAUCAAUGAGUUCCAGGGCCUGGUACCCACCUUGGGCUGGUCGGACGAAGUCCUGCAGGCCCACCUGUGCCAGGGGCUCAACGAGGAAAUCAGGCACUAUCUGUUCCGCGUCCCGCAGCCGGAUUCGCUCGAAAGUCUCAUCGUGCUCGUCCUGCAGAUAGAAGAAAAGCUGGCAGAGCGAAGGGCGAUGCUCAGGCUGCCCCCAGAGGCUCGCCCACGGAACCUGACCUGGAUCGACUCACCUGCCCCGGAGAGGUGGAUGGUUAGCAGCUGGCUGCCCUGCGACGCCCGGCCCGCCAUCGACCGCAACCACCUCUUCCUGCUGCUCCUGGUCAGGGUGAACCCCUACCACAGCGUCGCGGUUCAGGCCCUGGUCGACUCAGGGGCGGGCGGCAACUUCAUGGAUGAGAGGUUUGCCCAAGAGCACUAUGUCGAGCUCUACGAGAAGCCCUACCCGCAGAUGGUCCAAGGCGUGGACGGCUCACUGAUCGGCAACGAACCUGUCUGGCUCUACACCGAGCCCCUGGUGUGCAUCCAUCAGAACCACCAGGAGUCCAUCGAAUUCGACAUCGUUCCGUCCCCCAACUUCUCCGUGAUAUUAGGCAUCAAGUGGCUCCGGAUCCACACCCCCGAAGUCGACUGGGUCAGAGGCCGCUGCACCUUUCACUCUCCCUACUGCCUGCAGAAGUGCUUCCGCCCGCCCCCACCAUGCAUCGCACUGGAAAGACAUGCCAUCAGCCUGCUGCCCGGACUGCCGCCCCUGUACUCCGACCUGGCCGACGUGUUUAACCCGAAGGAAGCAGAUGAUGAGACUUCCGACCAGCCAAGCUCAGACGGAUCCGAUGAUCUUUCUGAAUCAGAGCCCUCUGAGCUUCAGCAGGCUGGAGACAGUGAUCACAGCGAGACCUUUUACGAAUGUCCCUCCAUCGCGCCGUGGGAACCUGUGGGUGCCGGGAUGCAAGAAAGUGCCAGGCCGCGGGAUGACAACUGGAACGCGGAGAGCAUGCUGACCGACAAACAAGACUACAUACAGAUCAUUCCAGAACUAUUCGACCAGUUACACGGAGCUACAUGGUUCACGAAGCUGGAGCUGCGGGGGACCAUCGUGGAGGAAAGCAUGAACAUACACCAAGCGGAGGACGUAUGGAAAACAGCGUUUGGUUUCGAGCUCCCAAAGAUGAAGAGCUACAAGCCCUUUCCACUAUCCUCAGACCCGGUCAUCCCUCAGAACGUGCUCCACUUUAUCCUAAAGGACAUGCUCGGCUACUUCGUGCUCUCUUACGGGCAGGACGUCGUGGUCUACUCAAUGAGCCAGGAAGAACACUUCCAACACGUCCGCCAAGUCCUGGUCCGCUUCCGACACCACCACGUCUACUGCUCGCUGGACAGAAGCCAGUUCCACCGACACACGGUCGAAUUCAUGGGAUUUGUCCUCACCCCCAAAGGGGUGAAACUGAACAAGACCAUCGUGACCACCGUGACGGGGUACCCCACCCCUGGCUCUAAGAAGUCCCUGAAACACCUGCUCCGCUUCAUCCUGCCCUACCAGCACUUCGUGGAGCGCUUCAGCGUCAUCAUAGAGCCCCUGGUGAGGCUGCUGCUGAACGCCCCAACGUUCUCCUGGGGAGACGAGGAGCAAGAGGCCUUCGAGUGCCUGAAGCGGGCUUUCCGCAAGGCGCCCCUCCUGCACCACCCCAAGCCGCAGAACCCCUUCUACUUGGAAACUGGCGUCACCAAGACAGCUCUGCACGCCUCCCUGAUCCAGAUAGACGAGCAGACCGGCAAGAGAGUCUCCUGCGCUUUCUACUCCCGAAUUAUCUCGCCUAUCGAAGUCGCCUACUCUCAACUGGAAAUGAAGAUUCUUCCAAUAAGGGCUUCCUUCAUGGUGUGGUGCCGCUACCUGGAGAACACCGAGGAGCCCAUCAUGAUCCUUCUCAACACAGAGGAUCUAGCCUCUCUGAAUAAUGACAGGCUCACCGUACUUCUCCCCGGGCAUUGGGUCUUCUUCUUCUCCCACUUCAACUUUGACGUCAUGGAGCGGCCUGCGCAAGAGGGCGGCCGGCCUCUGCCACCCGUGAGAAACCUCACCCGAAGGGCUUUCCAGCACAACACUGCCACCCGGUCCAGGUCCCUGUUCACUACGGGAGGGUAUUUCGGGGAUCGGUCCCUAGACUCGGAGGAAGACGAUGAGACUGAAGACGCAUCGAACCAGGACGAGCCCAACGGGCGGAACCUCCAGCAGGAGUUCCUGGCUCUGAUACCAAUCGAUCAAAUAUUCCACAGCUUCCUCGCCCACUUCAGCGUGGCCCAGAUCAGGGCCGUCAUCCUGCACUUCUUCCGGGGCCUCCUCUUCUGGAAGGACACCCUGGCCGUGGCAGCACUCCUGGUGCUGCUGAAGCUGAAGCGGCGCCUCUCCAUGCUGCCCACGCCCGCCUGGGCGGCCGUGCGGCCCCCGCAGAGGCGCUGGCUGCGCCUCGGCCAGGCCGCGACCCUCGUCCCCGGCAGCGGCACGGCCACCGCCAUCGCUCAGCUCCUCACCCAGGUGCCCCCCACCGUGGGCACGAGCGCCGUCCCGGCCCAAGAGCUGGCCGGGCUGCUCCUGGGCCCCGGCCACCGGCAGCAACGCGCCCUGCUCCCCCUGACCCGCCGGGGCCUGCAGCUCACACCCGGCUUCUGGCUGCUGCUGUGUGACUUCUUCGGGGUCCGAGUUGGCGUGUGGGAGGGAGCCCGCCCCCUCCCGGGGGGCACCCGCUAUCUGGAGCUGCACGUCGUGGGUGAUGAAGAUGUCGUCUUGCGAGAAGCCCUGCAAGACGACCUGCAACGUUACCGUCAGUGUGGCCUGCAUGACGGCCUGCAAGACACCUCGCAGGACGAGCAGGAGAACGACGUGCAGGAGGCCCUCAGCACCGACACCCCCAUGGUCCUGCAGCCCCUCCGACACCUCCCCGUGCCCUCCGAAGUCCUCGCCUUCCUGAGCCGACACCCGCCCCGGGUCCGCAGCGCCUACGGGCAGCCUGACCCCGUCGCCCAGGAGCUGGCAGCCAGGGCCCUGCUCCGCUUUCUGACCACGGUCUACGCACAGGCACCACCGGCCCCCAUCUGGGCGGGCCAGCCCCGGGGGGAAGCCAGGCUGGAAGAGCUGCCUGACGGCGAGGACAAUGCGAGCCUCAAGUGAAGCGCCCCCUGGCCGGCCAGGGCCAAGCCCUCCGUUCCUCUGCCCCCCUCUCCUCGGCCUCUCCCUGCAGCCUCCCCAUGCCUCAGCCUGCUUCACUCAGAACCAGCGCCCCCCAACUUCCUGCCACUCCUGACCCAAGGGGAACCCACUUGUGAAGGGCAAAAAUUUCUUCAACUCAUCAACCAGCAACGUCACCUGUGCCACAGUGAACUAUCCAACCAUCAGAGACCCAGAGCCAGCUCAGGGCCACACACACAGUCCGUCUUAACCGCCUAGGUCCCAGGCUUUGCAGCUGGGAGUGAGAUCAAUGAGGGAGCGAGCAGUGGUGAGCAGGAGAUGACCCCAUGACCCAAGGCCAGGUGAAGCAUCAGGCACAGCAGACGCAGCCAAGCAAGCAGAUGCCGGGACCCACCCCC